AUGAUGCCGUUGUCCAGAACAGUCUUGACGGCCUGUUCAAUGGCUCUUCCUUCUGGAACCAUGUCCAGAGACAGCUUGAGCAUCAUGGCUGCCGAUAAGAUCGUGGCGAGAGGGUUGGCUUUUCCUGGAGCCAAAUCUGGGGCAGAGCCGUGGCAUGGCUCGUACAAUCCAAACGCCUUGUUGGUGUCUGGCAGCGAGGCCAAAGAAGCAGAUGGUAGCAGUCCCAAAGAACCAGGAAUCACGCUCGCCUCGUCACUGAUGAUGUCGCCAAACAUGUUGUUGGUGACCACCACUCCGUUCAGCUUGGUUGGCGACUUGACCAGGAUCAUGGCGGCCGAGUCGAUCAGCUGGUGUUGCACCGUCAGUUGCGGGAACUCUUUGGAGAUGACGUUGUCCACGGUCUUUCUCCACAAACGCGACGAGGCCAGCACAUUGGCCUUGUCGAGCGACCACACAGGAAGCGGUGGGUCGUUUUGCAAGGCCAGGAAAGCUGCCAUCCGGGUGAUUCUCUCAACCUCAGCCACGGAGUACGUUUCGGAGUCACUGGCAACACCGUCGCCUGUGUCCUCCUUACGGUCGCCAAACGGCGACAACUUCAACAAGGCGUCCGAAGCAAAGUUGCAUGGACGCAGAUUGGCGUACAGGUUCAGCUCCUUUCUGAUCUUGAGCAGUCCCUGUUCAGGACGCACGGAGCCGGUUCCCCACUUGGGACCGCCAACAGCUCCCAACAGCACGGCGUCGGCCUUCUUGGCGGCCUUCAGGGCCUCGUCAGACAGAGGAACGCCGGUGGCAUCGAUCGAGGCACCGCCGAUCAGAUGCGUGGAGAACUGGAACUCGACGCCGCUGGCCUUGGACACGGCCUGCAACACCUUGACGGCCUCAUCAAUCACCUCGGGACCCACAUGGUCGCCGGGAAGUAGCACAAUGUUCUUGGUCAUGGUUAGUAAUUUAGUCAACUAUUUCUGCCGGUACCGGUGUGAAAAUUCGCAGGACAGGAUUUUGUGCAAUUCGUGUAAGCGCUUACGUCACCACAUCGACCGACAAAAGCUUGAUAAUAUUGCGAAAAUAAAACAAAAGCACAAACCAGUAGAGGACUCGAGUGAUAUGUCAAGUUCUGGACCGAUAAUUGAGGUGUCUACGGAAUUGAAACAGAAAGUUUUUGGCGACGACCAAGUGAUACCCGAGUUUGCGCAAGAGUCCCAAGCUGGCGAGUCUUUUGCGCACAUUAACCAGUGGAAAGAGUUAGGUGCUUAUUUGGAAGGGUUACAGCGGAUAACCCCUGGAAGCUCCGAUCUGGACAAUCUCGAGCUCAGUUCGAAGAACCCGCUCAACAAGCCUGUGGUGUACCGGAUCUGCAACCAUUGCGACCGGCCCAUCCUCGAGACUUAUUUGGGCGACCAUAUAAAGAGCUGUGCAAACAAGAAACACACCAAGACCACCCCGAAACAGGCCAACGGCAACGGGGUCACAGCAGAAAUGAAGAAACGGCGGUUGGAAGAGACCAAGGAGGCCGCUGUCAGCUCCACAGACACGCCGGAGCCAGAAGAGGCCAAGCUGAACGGUGCUGCCAAGAAACAGAAGGUUGUCAAGCCGGUGAAGGAGAAGAAGGUGAAGAAGAGCGCGAAGGAGAAGAAGGUCACGGGCAAGCCCAAGGGUCCUGUGGACGUGGAGAAGCAGUGUGGUGUUCCGUUGCCGAACGGCGGAUUCUGUGCUCGGUCGCUCACUUGUAAAACGCACUCCAUGGGGGCCAAGCGGGCAGUUCCUGGCCGGAGCGCGCCGUACGACCAGCUGCUGGCGGCGUACCAGCGCAAGAACCAGGCCAAGAUCGGCGCUGCGGCCGCUGCCGCUCAACAGGCCCAGGACGACCUCAUGCACGGGUCUGCUGUUUUGCUGGACGACGAGGAAGAAACACACCAGGUUCUGGACGGCGUGACGCGGUCGACGCCGUGGCCGCUGGAGCGCAAGGUCAUCAUGCCGACCAAGAUCCGCAACUCGUUCCUGCGCAUGCGGGAGAUGUUUGCGGGAGCCAUUCUGCCCCGCAUGCCGUCAAACCCGCUGGGCCAGAUGCAGGGAAGAACGGCUGUGGUGGACAUCGACAAGACUACCGAGUACGUGCAUCCUGUGCGGUCGCAGCACCAGCGGGUGAGCAGCUCCUCGCAGGCACGGCCUACGGUGCCGAUGGCCAAAACAGGCUCGCAGGGUCCGGUGGACGUGCAGUCGCAGAUCUCUGCCCAGGCCCAGCUACUUGCACAGCAACAACAGCAGCUGAGACUGGCACAGGCAAAGAAACAACAACAACAGCAACAGGCGCAGAUGCAGGCCAAGUUCCAGACCCAGCAGCUGGCUGCGGGAAUGGCCAACUCCCAGGACAAGCAGCCUGUCCAGCUGACUCCCCAGCAACAGCAGCAGAUGAUGAUGAGACGGAGAAUGUAUCUACAACAGCAGUCGCAACAGCUACGCCAACAACAACAGCAGUACAUGAACCCUCAGUACAAGAGCCAGCAGGAGAUGAUGAUGAACCAACGGCAGCAAUAA
Messenger RNA from Ogataea philodendri, 2535 nucleotides. RefSeq lists its product as uncharacterized. Lineage: Eukaryota; Fungi; Ascomycota; Pichiomycetes; Pichiales; Pichiaceae. Gene Ontology annotation, cellular component: SAGA complex. Bases 1 to 2535 code for a protein of 844 amino acids. The transcript has 2 exons. Gene Ontology annotation, biological process: regulation of transcription by RNA polymerase II; regulatory ncRNA-mediated heterochromatin formation; RITS complex assembly. The record is from RefSeq and is a predicted model, not a curated record.